AUGUUUGGGUGUGAGUGUUGGUACUGGAGCAGUGAAUAUGAGGAGCUAUAUGAUCAGUCUGAUGAGCCAAAGCCAUACUCUUUGCCUUCACCUCUUCCAAAAUGGCCUCAAGGCCAAAGUUUUGCAUCUGGAAGAAUAUGCCUCGGAGAAAUUGAAGUUUUUCAAGUCACCGAGUUUGAGAGUGUUUGGAGCUGCAACCGGUUGCGUGGAAAAUCCAAAGCUGUCACAUUUUAUAGACCUGCUGGGAUUCCAGAUGACUUCUUUUGCCUCGGUCACUACUGUCAACCCAAUGACCAGCCGUUAAGAGGUUUUCUACUUGCUGCUCGUGACAUGGUUGCUACCAGGAAGGAUAUGGGAGAUGGUUUGGUGCAAGACUUGGUACAAAAGCUACCAGCCUUAACAAAGCCCCUUAACUACUCUUUGGUGUGGAAUGCAGAUUCGACUAAUGGUGAGUGUGGUUAUAUUUGGAUGCCAAACCCACCUGUGGGUUAUAAGGCCAUGGGUUUUGUGGUCACUGACGAUAGUGAGGAGCCAAGCCUUGAUGUUGUUCGAUGUGUACGAGAAGAUCUGACAGAGACUUGUGAAGCAUGUGAUCAGAUACUUGCAGUGGAUUCGAGGUCUUCAGAGAACCAAUUUCAGGUUUGGAGUACAAGACCUUGCGAACGAGGUAUGUUAUGUAGGAGUGUUUCAGUUGGCACAUUCUUUUGCACUAAUACCUACUUGGAUUCUGACGAAGAACUAGAAGUUGCGUGCUUGAAGAAUAUUAGUUCAUCCCUACACGCAAUGCCAAAUCUACAGCAGGUUCAUACACUCAUUGAGCACUAUGGGCCUACUGUAUUCUUCCAUCCUGAUGAGGCUUAUUUACCAUCAUCAGUACAAUGGUUUUUCAAAAAUGGGGCAGUUUUGUGCGGUGAUUCCUGUGAAAAAGGUGAACCAAUUGAUCAUAGAGGCUCUAAUUUGCCUAGUGGAGGGGAAAAUUUGCAUGAUUAUUGGAUAGAUUUGCCAAAUGAUCAUGAUGCAAGACAUCACAUCAAAGGUGGUGACAUGGAGAGUGCGAAGCUAUAUGUUCAUGUAAAACCAGCAUUAGGAGGAACUUUCACCGAUGUGGCCAUGUGGAUAUUCUGUCCCUUUAAUGGACCGGCCACCAUUAAAGUUGGUGUACUAAGUUUUGCAAUGAACAAGAUAGGAGAACAUGUUGGUGAUUGGGAGCACUACACUCUCCGAGUGAGCAACUUCACUGGAGAACUUUGGCAAGUGUACUUCUCAGAACACAGUGGUGGUAGAUGGGUGGAUGCUUUUGACUUGGAGUUCAUUGAAGGGAAUAAGUCAGUUGUAUAUUCUUCAAAACAUGGUCAUAGUAGCUACCCUCAUUCGGGAACCUAUAUUCAGGGGUCUUCAAAGCUUGGAAUAGGAUUAAAGAAUGAAGUUGCUCGAAGCAAGAUGUUCAUUGAUUCGAGCAGCAAGUACGAGAUUGUUGCAGCCGAGUACCUUGGUGAUGGUGUUAUUGAAGAACCGUGUUGGUUGCAAUAUAUGAGAGAUUGGGGUCCAACUGUUGUGUAUGAUUCGCGAUCAGAACUAGAUAAGAUAAUUGAUCGUCUUCCAUUCUUUGUUAGAUUCUCUGUGGAGAAUCUAUUCGAAUUGUUUCCAACCGAACUCUACGGUGAGGAAGGGCCUACUGGCCCCAAGGAGAAGGAUAAUUGGUUGGGAGACGAAAGGUGAAAUGCAAGGUCUCAAAUCUAUGUCAAGUUUCCACAUAACAGGUGAUGUCUUGCUGUAGAUGCCAAUGCCAAUGCAAUUUGGUAGGAACUUGAGCUCGUUUCUACAAUUUGUCAAAUGCUUUGUAUUUGAAAAGUCUGGAUUGUGAAGUAUAAAAGAAACUGAUACUGUAUUUUAACUUUUACAAGCAAAGAGUCUGCUCUUAUUUCCUUGUUACAGUAGGGAUAGGAAAGGCUUGUCUGGGUUUCCUUUACCACACUCCUGUUGAUCUUUAUCCAAUGGUUCUUUUAGUGAUUGUACACAGAUAUGUAACUAGUAUAGCAACUGUA
Fragaria vesca subsp. vesca is the source of this 2045-nucleotide messenger RNA. RefSeq lists its product as uncharacterized. NCBI's taxonomy places the organism in Eukaryota, Viridiplantae, Streptophyta, Magnoliopsida, Rosales, Rosaceae. The record is from RefSeq and is a predicted model, not a curated record. Bases 1 to 1719 code for a protein of 572 amino acids. The transcript is spliced from 2 exons.